CACCCAAGACUGCCAACACUUCCAAACCAACCAAGACUGAUAAAGGCAUUACACCUGGUGAUGAAGAAAAACGCCUGAAAUUAGUCAAUCUUUGUAUGAGGCUAUGAAACUCUGUCUUACACGGUUCCCGCAACACUACAAGUCCCUUUACAGAUUGUCAAGAUUCUAUCUGUAUGCAGAAACACAUAAAAACAUUCAGUGGAGUCGAGAUCUCUUGAUGGGAACCAGUUAUCUGCCCUGGUAUCAAUACAAACACAUGCCUGCUCAGGGCCUCUUUGCUGAACGCAAUAAAAGCAAUUUCUUCAAUGGAAUAUGGAGAAUACCUGUAGAAGAAAUUGAUAGACCUGGCAGUUUCCCUUCUCACAUGCACCGUUCUGUCACGUUAUUACUGGAGGUGUUGUUGAAAAAUAAGGAUUACAAAGCUUUGUUUCAAGUUUCCUCACAGUUACAGAGAACCCCAGACCAAGGAAAGAAAUACCUUCGUGAUGUGGACCGAAUACUUCUAGCAAAAGUUGCCUACGAUAACGUACUGGCUGUGAUCAAAGGGAAGUUGGAGAGGAUGGACAAAGUCAACCACUGUGAGGACGAAGCGCUUCAGUUAUUAUUAGAGUCAUAUAGAGUAUGGCAAUAUGGAUCGGCAAAACUACAAACACAGAUGGAUACCGCUAACAGGGUUUUAGGAUUGGCAUAUACAGUGUACAAAAGAAACCAGUUAUCAGAUAGUAGUUCUCCUUUGGAGCAAGCUAUAAGAUACUGUUCUGGAUACAGUUCGCUGCAUAGACAGCCACAGACUCCAACAUACGGCGAUUUUAGUUUGCAUUUUCCAACCAAAGCCACAGGGAAGGAAGAUGCGGAUGUGUCCUCGCAGAAGAAAUCGGAUCAAUUGGUAACACCCUCAGAUGAACCCAAGUCUAAUAAAAGGAAACUGGAAGCCAUCGAUAUUGUUGCUGCACUAGAGUCAAGCUCGAGUAAGAAAAGUCAGGAUGUUGUAAUGAAGACUCCAGAGAAGACGAGCUCUAGGAGUCCCACAUUCUCCUCAUCACCAGGCUUGAAAUUGUUACAAAAAGCUGCUACUUCAUUUCAAGAGAGUUUCAUAGCUAGUCAGGCUUUAGCAAAAAGUUUGAGUCCUGUGAAAUUGACACCCAGUCCAACAUUAACUUCAGCUCAAGUCCUUACCACCAUUCCAACAGUUACUACUAGCCAAAGUAAAGUUUCGUCUCUUGCCGAUAGCAAGAAGGAACAGGGCGCUUUGUCUAGUCAAUCCAAGCACUCAUUGAGCGUACCUAUUACAACCACAGAUUCAGCAAAACCCCCAUCUAACACUACACCUGAUGUCCAAUCUCCAAGCUCUGGAUAUAAGUUUAAGGGACCCCCAAGUGUUGUCAGUGCUCCACCAAUGAAGGCUCUCCCUGGUGGACAUGUCAGUACUUCAAAAUUGGAUUCCCCUAGUGCUGCGGUUAAUGUUCUACCUGACCACAAAGCUGGCAGUGCCAUUAUGCCUCCAUACAAUCCUAGACCCUACACCUCGGCCUUUACAGCUUCUGAGGAGUAUAGACCCCCUAGCACUACUGUUAUUGUUUCACCAGCAUCUUCCAGUGAUGCUGCGAGCAUUUUGCAAGCCCAUGGACCCCUAAGCUCAUCAGUGAGUCCAAGUAGACCCCCUAGUCAAAGCAGAAUGGCCCAAGCUUCUCCUAGUAAAGUUGGUUUCGCUGGGCUUUCAGCCAAACAGCUGUCAGGGAUAGCUGAGAGUCGAGACUUUGGCUCUUGGUAA
Messenger RNA from Saccoglossus kowalevskii, 1771 nucleotides. Its product is annotated as calcineurin-binding protein cabin-1-like. Gene Ontology annotation, cellular component: nucleus. Gene Ontology annotation, biological process: chromatin organization. Gene Ontology annotation, molecular function: protein binding; nucleosome binding. NCBI's taxonomy places the organism in Eukaryota, Metazoa, Hemichordata, Enteropneusta, Harrimaniidae. The record is from RefSeq and is a predicted model, not a curated record.